Molecule: messenger RNA, 336 nt
Organism: Arctia plantaginis
Lineage: Eukaryota; Metazoa; Arthropoda; Insecta; Lepidoptera; Erebidae
Source: the annotation of a GenBank genome assembly
AUGGCAUAUAAUGAUAUAGAAACGUCCUUGAUCACAAUAAUUACGUACAAGAGAAUAAGGCACGACUGCGUAGUGAGCUGGCAGCACAUGGCCGCAGCUCUCGUUACACUCAGGUCUGUAAUAGCAGUAAUGAUGGUGACCGAUGAGCACCAGCGCUCAACGUCCGCUAUUAGCGGCGCGGGUAACGCGACCCGGCUCUGGCCGAAUAUCUGCGCCGUGAAACCGAACACCCGCACUCCCGCCAUGUGCGUGCGCCUGCCCACGAUAUUGUCUAUAAAUUUCAGUAAUUGUAAUCCAUAUAGAAUGUCGAACCCGUCUGUUCGCAAUUAUUGCUAA